UUGAAGUAGUCCAUACCCUCCUAUUUCACUUGCACAAGGAAGCAAAUUAUUUCAUAUUGGUUGUGGAUGCUUUUUGGGAACUUUCUUAUUUUGCUUUUGAUAUUGCGGUAUAAUGGAUGAGUUUGUUUCAAGAGCACUGUAUGACUCUCAUGUUGGCCAAGAUUACUUCGCUAUAUGGAAAGGGUGUUUUUGUGUUGCUUAUGAAGAAAAAUUGUUCUCUAAUGCUUGUGCUAGCAUCAAUGUCAAGGGAGUUGAGGAUUACUUGCCUUUUUUAAUUUUGUGUUACUGCCUCAAGAUUACACAUACACUGGAUAACAUAUUUGCUGUAAAUUGCCUAUAUCCUCCUCUCACCCCCCAAAAUUUUCCAAGGGUAGUGCCUUCUAAUUUGAUGUGUCUCCUGACAGAAUCUGACGUCUCUUUGGUUUUGGUUCUGUGUCUAAACCUACCUACUUACUAGUGGUUGUAUUUAUCCUUACCUGAUAAAUAACUUCAUCAGAUAUGGGUGGGAUUGAAUGUAAUGACAGUGGGGCUUCAUAUUCAAAGCAAAAGGAAGAGAAUAUGGAAAACUAUAAUGCAAAAGUAUAGUAUGCUAUGUAAAUAAAUUAGGACAUGCUAUUAGAGAAGAAUAUUUGGGUGGAGACUAGUGGAAAUGGCUAUGGAUCAUUUUGAAACUACUUAGACCGAUGCAGAUUUGUGAAAUGUGAUUUUUCCUCUUUUCUGGCUGUCAAUCAUUCUGGGGAACAAUGGAGAAUUUAGCUGAGAGGUUGCUUCUUCUCUGUGUAAAAAUAUGUUAUUUUUUCAAUAUUUUCAUAUAGUUUGUAAUCUUCCCUUUAAAAU
Molecule: messenger RNA, 837 nt
Organism: Ilex paraguariensis (yerba mate)
Lineage: Eukaryota; Viridiplantae; Streptophyta; Magnoliopsida; Aquifoliales; Aquifoliaceae
Source: the annotation of a GenBank genome assembly